Messenger RNA from Notolabrus celidotus (New Zealand spotty), 3432 nucleotides. RefSeq names its product protein kinase C, delta a (gene prkcda). NCBI's taxonomy places the organism in Eukaryota, Metazoa, Chordata, Actinopteri, Labriformes, Labridae. The coding region runs from base 530 to 2584 and encodes 684 amino acids. Gene Ontology annotation, biological process: peptidyl-serine phosphorylation; intracellular signal transduction. Gene Ontology annotation, molecular function: ATP binding; diacylglycerol-dependent serine/threonine kinase activity. The transcript is spliced from 18 exons. The record is from RefSeq and is a predicted model, not a curated record.
ACCCACAUACCAGACUUUACUGUAAACUAGGGCGCACACAGCAGCAAUGCAGAUACCACAUGAAGUUGGUUGGGCUUUUUUUUUUUUUAGCUGAAGAUCAACAGGUAAAUGAAAAAAACAUCUCAGGUUGAUGGGAGGGAGGUGGGGUGUGAUGGAAAAUAAAUAACAUGAACUAGAUGAAUUAAACCAACUCAUGUGGAAAAAAAUGUUUCAUAAUAACUCACAGUCUGGACCUUUAUUGAAACUGGGGCAACUGGGUGCUUCUGCUACCGGGACCUCUCUGCGUGUGUAUGUUUGAGUCUGUGAGCGAGAGAGAGAGAGAGAUGUGUGAGCGUGAGAGUGUGUGUGUGUGUGUGGCAGGUAAACGUCACUGUUUGCCGAGAAAGCCUCUGUGAGCGCGCGCCACACUUCCUCAAUCGACGGAAUUACAGAGCGAAGAAAAAAAAGGAGAGGAAGAGAAAAAGCAACUUUCAUCGUGUUGCGGUGAAAAAAGAGAGAGCCGAACGAGGUGACCUGGGCACUCGUCAACAUGGCGCCUUUUUUGAGGAUUGCCUUCAACUCAUACGACUUGGGGGUCCUGCCUCCUCUGGUUGACCAGCCCUUCUGUGCAAUCAAGAUGAAGGAGGCUUUGACAACUGAACGAGGUAAGACCCUGGUUCAGAGGAAACCCACAAUGUACCCAGCAUGGAAGGCCUGUUUCGAUGCACACAUCUAUGAGGGUCGUGUGCUAGAGGUACUGCUGAUGAAGACAGCAGAGGAGCCGCUGGCUGAGGUCACUGUUGGAGUGUCUGUCCUUGCUGAGCGCUGCAAGAAAGCAAACGGGCGCGCAGAGUUCUGGGUGGAUCUCCAUCCCUCUGGGAAAGUGAUGAUGGCAGUGCAGUAUUUUCUGGAGGGCGGGGAUACAGAGAGUAAACUGGCUGCAAAGGAGGAAGAGGCUCCAACCCUGAACCGUAGACGAGGGGCAAUCAAGCAGGCCAAGAUCCACUUCAUAAAGAACCAUGAGUUCAUUGCCACGUUUUUCAGACAGCCCACUUUCUGCUCGGUUUGCAGAGAAUUCGUCUGGGGACUCAACAAGCAAGGCUAUAAAUGCAGACAAUGUAAUGCAGCCAUCCAUAAGAAAUGUAAAGAAAAAAUCAUCGGCAGAUGUACUGGUACUGCUGCCAACAGUCGGGAUACUGUGUUCCAGAAGGAGCGCUUCAAAAUUGACAUGCCACAUCGUUUCAAGACCCAUAACUACAUGAGUCCAACCUUCUGUGACCACUGUGGAAGUCUGCUGUGGGGUCUAGUCAAACAAGGACUUAAAUGUGAAGAUUGUGCCAUGAAUGUCCAUCACAAGUGUCAAGAUAAAGUAGCCAACCUUUGUGGUAUCAACCAGAAACUACUGGCCGAGGCGCUGACACAAGUCAGCCAGAAAUCGUCCACCCGCCGCUCAGAUCCAAACUUGCCUGAUGUGUCUGAUAUUGGAAUAUAUGAUGAGGUUAACAAACUUGCUGGACUGGAGAUCACUGAUGGGCCUACGUAUGGCAGACUGUGGGAGGGGUCCAGCCCGCGGCCUCAGUCUCGUCUGACUCAUCUGACCCGCAUCAACGUAGAUAACUUUGUCUUCCACAAGGUCUUGGGAAAAGGCAGCUUUGGAAAGGUUCUCCUGGCAGAGCUGAAGGGUCAAGGAGAGUAUUUUGCAGUGAAGGCUUUGAAGAAAGAUGUAGUGCUGAUGGAUGACGAUGUGGAGUGCACCAUGAUAGAAAAGAGAGUCUUGGCUUUGGCCUGGGACAACCCCUUCCUCACACACCUUUACUCCACCUUCCAGACCAAGGAGCAUCUAUUCUUUGUGAUGGAGUAUCUGAACGGGGGAGACUUGAUGUUUCAUAUCCAGGAGAAAGGGCGCUUUGAACUCCACAGAACCACGUUCUACUCUGCUGAGAUCAUUUUAGGUCUUCAGUUCUUACAUUCCAAAGGGAUCAUCUACAGAGAUCUGAAGUUAGACAAUGUGAUGCUGGAUCACGAGGGGCACAUAAAGAUCGCUGACUUCGGCAUGUGCAAGGAAAACGUGUUUGGAGAGAAUCGUGCCACAACUUUCUGCGGUACUCCUGACUAUAUCGCUCCAGAGAUCCUGCUGGGACAGAAAUACUCCUUCUCUGUUGACUGGUGGUCAUUUGGGGUGUUGGUGUAUGAAAUGCUGGUUGGUCAGUCGCCUUUCCAUGGAGACGAUGAGGAUGAGUUGUUUGAGUCCAUUCGCAUGGAUACCCCUCACUAUCCUCGCUGGAUCAACAAAGAGGCCAAGGACCUUCUUGAACGGUUGUUCGAGAGGGACCCUACUCGCAGGCUUGGAGUUGUGGGUUAUGUCACUUCACAUCCCUUCUUCAAGAGCAUCAACUGGCAGGCCUUGGAGAAGAGAGAGGUAGAACCCCCCUUCAAACCCAAAGUGAAAGCACCGAACGAUUGCAGCAACUUUGACCGCGAGUUCCUCAGUGAGAAGCCUCGUCUGUCCUACAGCGAAAAGAACUUCAUAGACUCCAUGGAUCAGUCAGCGUUCUCUGGCUUUUCAUUCAUCAAUCCUAAGAUGGAGCACCUUUUAGAAAAGUGAUUGCAUUAAUUGUAGUCAUGUGGGGUUACAUCCCUACUGCUCAUAGAUACUUCCCUUAUUCUGUCACCUUAUUAACUUGCAAAUGAGUGAGCUGUUCCAUUAUCAGUAUUUGUGUGACCUACUCUUAUGCACAAACUCUUGCCUGGGGUACGUGUACAAAGUAUAAUAGAAACAGGCCCUUUUAUUGUAUAUAUUGCUGUUAUUGUGUUUGUGUGAAUGCUUAUUAUUUGUCUAGGCCUGUAUUAGUAAUAAUGUUAGGAUGGGAGGUUGAAACUAGUUUCAUUCCACUUUAUGUCACUGCUUCCAUCCGCAGUAUUUUUGUGUCUUGUUUUGGUAAAAAAAUCAAGUCAAGUUUUAUGUGUGUAAAAACUCUGAAAGGAAACCCAAUGAAAAUACACUGUAAUUAUAAUUCAAAUGUAAAUUGUUUGUGAGAAUGAAGAGACUGCAUGUAGAGAGGUCUCAAACUAACACCUAUCAUGUUUGAAUUUAGAUUUAUCAGUGUCAACUGUUUCUGAAACAGAAUUUUUGCCUUUGACUGGAUACAUUAUGUCUGACAAAGUGAAACUUGUGAUUGUGUAACUGACUUAAAAGUGCCAUGUAAAGAACAAAAGUUAACAGAUCAACAGCUGGUCUCUGCUGGAUUUUAAGGUUUGUCAGAAUGCAGUCAGGUGUACAAAAAGUUUAGUACCAGUGACUUUAAACAAUGAGUAGGAAGUCACUGAACUGCUGUAUAUAGACAAUGUGUGUGUAUAUUGUUGUAACCUGUAUAAUUGAUCGCUGAGGGUGUAUUUUUUUUUUUACUAUCUCCAUCUUUUACAUCCAAUUAAAAAAAAUCAUCUACUCCCAAA